ACAAAACGGGAAUCACCUUUCUUAGUUGAAUAUCAAGGGUCAGAGGGUAUCGCGCCACCUGUUCAGUUUACUGUGGUCUGCUUAUACAAGUGCACACAUACUAUUCACUUUUAAUGCCAGCCUUCCCUAAACUCGUUGAGUGGUCCCUAACACCUUUUCACCGUGGUAGCAGAGGAAGUGGUGUUUAUCCCUGCUUCCUGUGCUGUGUUUGGCUGUGUGUGGAAAGAUGUAAAGAUGGCGGAGCUACAGAUGCUGUUGGAAGAGGAGAUCCCGGCUGGACGGAGAGCCUUGCUCGACAGUUACACCAAUCUCGAAAGAGUCGCAGAUUAUUGCGAGAACAACUACAUACAGUCUGUAGAUAAACACAGAGCCCUAGAAGAAACCAAAAAUUACACAACCCAGUCUUUGGCGAGCGUUGCCUACCUGAUAAACACCUUAGCCAACAAUGUCCUCCAGAUGCUGGAUAUCCAGGCGUCCCAGCUGCGCCGCAUGGAGUCCUCCAUCAACCACAUCUCUCAGACGGUGGACAUUCACAAAGAGAAAGUGGCCAGGAGGGAGAUUGGCAUCCUGACGACCAACAAGAACACCUCGAGAACUCACAAAAUCAUUGCACCCGCCAACCCGGAGAGACCUGUGCGCUACAUCCGGAAGCCCAUCGAUUACACGAUGCUCGAUGACAUUGGCCAUGGAGUGAAGUGGUUGCUUAGAUUUAAGUGGAAGAGUACAGGUCCCUUCUACAGAAGAAAGGUCAGCACACAGAACAUGAAGAUGGGUGGUCUCCCGAGAACCACCCCACCCACCCAAAAACCUCCAAGCCCACCAGUGUCAGGGAAAGGAACGAUUGGGCGACACUCUCCUUAUCGAACCCUAGAACCUGUUCGCCCUCCUGUGGUUCCCAACGACUACGUGCCGAGUCCGACACGCAACAUGGUGCCCACUCAGCAACAGAGCCCGGUUCGAACUGCUUCUGUAAACCAGAGGAACCGCACAUACAGCAGCAGUGGGAGCAGUGGAGGCAGCCACCCGAGCAGCCGGAGCAGCAGUCGAGAGAACAGUGGGAGCGGAAGUGUAGGCAUCCCCAUCCCCAUCGCUGUGCCCACCCCAUCCCCACCCAGCGUCUAUCCAGCCUCUGCUGGCUCAGCUGGUACACCACCUGCCCCUGCGCCCCCGAACCCUCCCCCUCCUGCCCCUGCCCCCUCUCCCAACCCUCCCUCGGAGGUGGCUGCAGGAGCCAAGCAGUCUACUGCUGACUGCUUCACCUCUCCGACUCCCACUGCUGCUACUGUAACUACUCCUGCUCCUGUGACAGGUCAAACUCCCCAGUUCUACAGUAUGAACAGACCAGUGUCCCGACAUGCUGCACCAACAACAGGGGGGUCUCUGCCCUACAGGCGCCCUCCUUCAGUCCUGUCCCAGACCAGCCUGCAGAACCACAUCAAUGGAGGCCCCUAUUGCAACCAGAGUCAAUCCUCCCUUGCUCCCCCACCCCCCUCUGUCCUACAGAUCACUCCACAGCUCCCGCUGAUGGGCUUCGUGGCGCGGGUUCAAGAGAACAUUUCAGACGCUCCCCCGCCCCCUCCCCCUGCGGACGAGCCUGUGUUUGACGAGUCCCCGCCCCCACCCCCUCCCCCAGAGGACUAUGAAGAGGAGGAGUCUGCAGUGGUGGAGUACAGUGACCCCUAUGCAGAGGAGGAUCCUCCAUGGGCUCCGAGGACCUACCAAGAAAAGGUUGUGGCGAUCUACGACUACUCGAGGGACAAGGAGGAUGAGCUGUCUUUCCAGGAGGGUUCCAUCAUCUACGUGAUCAAGAAGAACGACGACGGCUGGUACGAAGGGGUCAUGAAUGGCACAACGGGCCUCUUCCCUGGGAACUAUGUGGAGUCGAUCAUGCAUUACGCCGAAUGAGCCUGGCGCUCCCCCGGCAGUGUUACUUUGGAUAAGGGAGGAACAGUGGGGAGGGGGUGGGGUCCUUAAAGAUCCGAAAGGCUUGAGGAGAUCCAAAGUAAAUCACGCACACUCUGAAAAAACAAGCAAAAAAAGAAAAUUGCAGAAAAAAAUGAAGGGUACUAUUGUAAUAAAACCACUGUCUUUUCUUUAUUGUACGAAGAAAUGGAUUGAAGUGGUGUGAGGUGUUUGAACAAAGCUCUUCCUGCAGCCGGGAGCAACCCAGGAGGGGUUUAUUUUUUGGUCAAGCAAGCUGACGCACUUACACCUGGAGACUGUGUGUGGGGGUUGACCGAUAUACACUUAUUUGACUUUUGUUACUAUUAAAAUUUGAAAAGGGUCCACUAAUCUCCAUGAAAUGUCAAUCAACAAACAGCGAUCUUGAUUUAAAAGGGAUUGUAACCAUACUGGGUGACAGUUUCUCUAGUGUGUGUGUGUGUGUGUGUGUUUUUUUUUUUUGCUUUGGUUGCAUUAUAGGGACUGAAUACUGGACACUGCAAACAGUUGGCUUGAAACUGGCUCAGAAAUGCCUAAAGGAUUACAGGAAGGAGCUGGCAUGUCUUUUCAAUGCCAUUUGGUUAUAAGGUGUCCUUUUGUAGGUUGUAGUUGUGUUAAGCUUUAGUAAUGGUUUUCCUCUCAUUGCAUUGGGUCUUGGGGUACAUAGUACAAGGUUAAGGGAGACAUAUUUCAUAUGUACAAAUUUCCAAAAACAAGGUUUAAAAAAAUAUAUAUAUAUAUUUCCUAGAACAUUCAUUUAAGAAGCAAGGAUCAGGACUGAAAAGAUGGAAAGUCGCAUUGUUCAGAUCUGAAACCUACAUUGCAAAUCAGAGAGCUCUUGGCCAUUCUUCCUUGCUUGCGGUCUACUGAGUUUUGCACCACUCUAAUUUGUACCUAUUUUCAAGGAUACUGGAGAACAAUGUGCAAACAAAUCUGCAUGAGGUUGUUGAGGGAAUGGGAAAGAAAUACUAUUUUUAGUUCCACCCCAAGCUAAUGAUUUAGAUAAGUCAUAAUUGUAGUGGUCCUUUUAUUGCUAAAAUAGUUUAGUCUUUAUUAAUUUGCUUUACAGAAUUUGUGUUCCUAUAUUUUGCUGAACUCUGCUGAUUUUUAUAGAUCGGUCACCCCCCACAGUUAUUCGGUACUACUUGUGUAGAUAGUUUAUUGGGUUUAUGCAUUCUUUUUUUAUAUAUAUAUUUUUUUUUAUUAUGAUUUCUUUUGACUGGUUAGAAAGCUAUUGUGGACUGGAUCUGAACUACAGCCCAAUUCAUUUGAAACCUUGUGUAUGUAGAGCUCUAUAGACUGCAUGCUAUAAUAAAACACCAUUUGAAAUUCCUGCUUUACAUUUCACCCUCAAUCAUUUUUCUUUCUAGUUUUCUAAUUGAUUUUUCUGAUUUGAUUUGAAAGCCAAGAAGACGACUCACUGGGGAGCUAUGAUUUUCUGGUCUUUUCUUGUUGGCAAACUGUUCUUUUCGUAGUCAAGAACAAAUGGGAACUGUGUUCAAAGCAACAUGUUUCUGAACCCUACAAUUUAAAAAAAUAAUAAUAAAUCAAUGAAAUGUC
Acipenser ruthenus (sterlet) is the source of this 3501-nucleotide messenger RNA. Its product is annotated as abl interactor 2. Gene Ontology annotation, molecular function: SH3 domain binding. The record is from RefSeq and is a predicted model, not a curated record. Lineage: Eukaryota; Metazoa; Chordata; Actinopteri; Acipenseriformes; Acipenseridae. Gene Ontology annotation, cellular component: lamellipodium. The transcript is spliced from 13 exons. Bases 235 to 1905 code for a protein of 556 amino acids.